UUUAGCUAAGUAAACAAACCCUAGUUCUAACUAUAAUCUUAUGAUCAUAUCAACCUUUCUCAUUCAAGCAAUUUUAGAAUUGCAAAUUUCCCCUUCAUCACCAAACAAUUUCCACUUUCUAUCAAAUGUUUGUUGCUGAUGACAUAAUGAUUCCGUGUCAAUCUUCUCGUCUCUAAAAUUCUAUUUAAACCCCCCAAUUGCACCAUCCUAUCUCAGGAGUUUUUAGUACCUCUGAAAAUUCCACCCCCAAAAAAAUCAAAAUCCCCCCUACAAAAUUUUAUUUUCCUCACAAUUUUCUCUCCAACCAAACAAUGGAGAUCGAGAUCGAUUGUAGUAAUGGUGGUGGCGGUGACCCACUGAACUGGGGAUCGGUAGCGGAGUCACUAAAAGGGAGUCAUUUAGAGGAGGUGAAGAGAAUGGUGGAGGAGUUUAGGAAGCCAGUGGUGCGGUUGGGGGGUCGGACUCUGACCAUUGGUCAAGUCACUGCUAUUGCGAGCCAUGACAGUGGAGCCACUGUGGAAUUGUCCGAGGCGGCUCGAGCCGGAGUCAAGGCUAGUAGUGAUUGGGUCAUGGAUAGUAUGGACCGUGGUACGGACAGUAAUGGAGUUACUACUGGUUUUGGGGCUACCUCUCAUAGGAGAACCAAUCAGGGUGGUGCACUCCAAAAGGAGCUCAUAAGAUUCCUGAAUGCUGGGAUUUUCGGCCACAAUACGGAGGCUCGUCACCCAUUGCCUCACACCACGACGAGGGCGGCGAUGCUGGUGAGAAUCAACACUCUUCUGCAAGGAUACUCAGGCAUCCGAUUCGAGAUCUUGGAAGCUAUAACCAAGUUCCUUAACCUUAACAUCACCCCAUGUUUGCCACUCCGAGGCACCAUCAGUACCUCGGGUGAUCAUGUACCGUUGUCGUACAUUGCCGGGCUAUUAACAGGCAGGCCUAAUUCCAAGGCUGUGGGGCCUAACGGUGAAUCACUUGACCCAACUGAAGCUUUCAAGCUGGCUGGAAUUGAGGGUGGAUUUUUUGAGCUGCAACCCAAGGAAGGCCUAGCAUUGGUAAAUGGCACUGCAGUUGGGUCUGGCUUAGCUUCCACGGUACUUUUUGAGGCUAAUGUACUAGCAAUCUUAUCGGAAGUUAUAUCAGCGAUCUUCGCAGAGGUUAUGCAAGGCAAGCCUGAAUUCACAGACCACUUGACACAUAAACUGAAGCAUCAUCCUGGCCAAAUUGAAGCAGCAGCUAUUAUGGAACACAUUUUGGAUGGCAGUGCUUAUGUAAAAGCAGCUAAGAAGUUGCAUGAGUUGGAUCCUCUUCAGAAGCCAAAAAAAGACAGAUAUGCUCUUAUAACAUCACCCCAAUGGCUAGGUCCUCAAAUUGAAGUGAUCAGAGAAGCAACAAAGAUGAUCGAACGGGAGAUAAACUCUGUGAACGACAACCCACUAAUUGAUGUGUCGAGGAAUAAGGCUCUGCAUGGAGGGAAUUUCCAGGGGACGCCAAUUGAUGUUUCCAUGGAUAACACCCGUCUCGCCAUUGCUUCCAUUGGCAAACUCCUGUUUGCGCAGUUCUCUGAGCUUGUCAAUGACUUUUACAACAACGGCUUGCCCUCAAACCUCACUGGAGGCCGCAAUCCAAGCCUGGAUUAUGGGUUCAAGGGUGCUGAAAUUGCAAUGGCAUCCUACUGCUCAGAACUCCAAUACCUUGCCAAUCGUGUAACUAGUCAUGUCCAAAGUGCAGAGCAACACAAUCAGGAUGUCAACUCUCUAGGUCUGAUUUCCUCGAGAAAGACAGCUGAAUCUAUUGACAUACUGAAGCUCAUGUCUUCCACCUUCUUGGUUGCUCUAUGCCAAGCCAUUGACUUGAGGCACUUGGAGGAGAACCUGAAGAACACAGUGAAGAAUGUGGUCAGUCAAGUAGCCAAGAGAGUUCUAACAGUGGGUGCUAAUGGUGAACUUCACCAGUCAAGAUUUUGCGAAAAGGAUCUGCUCAAAGUGGUGGACCGAGAAUACGUCUUUGCCUAUGCUGAUGACCCCUGCAGCGCAACCUACCCCUUGAUCCAGAAACUAAGGCAGGUUCUAGUUGAUCAUGCCUUACUCAAUGGCGACAAGGAGAACAAUCCAACCACUUCUAUUUUCCAAAAGAUAGGAACUUUUGAGGAGGAACUGAAGGCCCUUCUACCCAAAGAAGUAGAAAGCACUAGACUUGAAUUGGAGAAAGGAAACUCCACAAUUCCUAACAAGAUCAAGGAAUGCAGGUCGUACCCAUUAUACAGGUUUGUGAGAGAAGAACUGGGAACUAGUUUGGUGACUGGCGAGAAGGUUGGAUCGCCAGGGGAAGAAUUCGACAAGGUGUUCACUGCAAUGUGUGCAGGAAAGUUGAUUGACCCCAUGCUAGAAUGUUUACAGAAGUGGAAUGGUGCUCCUCUCCCUAUAUGCUAGGACUCUUCAACAACCCAACAAGGCAAAAAUCCUAUCCAUCUUUCUUUUUGUGUCAAUAUAUGAAGAAAAGAAAGAUAUGGAAUAAUAAGUGUUUCUGUAUUCAUAACCUUUUAUGGUAUUACAACCCUAGUAUAUAUAGUUACAAGAUCAUACGCAUCUCCUAACUUCUAGCU
Molecule: messenger RNA, 2602 nt
Organism: Tripterygium wilfordii
Lineage: Eukaryota; Viridiplantae; Streptophyta; Magnoliopsida; Celastrales; Celastraceae
Product: phenylalanine ammonia-lyase-like
Exons: 2
Coding region: 312-2429 (705 amino acids)
Biological process (GO): L-phenylalanine catabolic process
Cellular component (GO): cytoplasm
Molecular function (GO): phenylalanine ammonia-lyase activity
Source: RefSeq, a predicted model, not a curated record